Molecule: messenger RNA, 423 nt
Organism: Parnassius apollo (apollo)
Lineage: Eukaryota; Metazoa; Arthropoda; Insecta; Lepidoptera; Papilionidae
Source: the annotation of a GenBank genome assembly
AUGCUUAGUGGAAUUAAAUUAGCCGACGGCUAUACUAGGACGACCGGAGACACCAUGCUUGGUCUCGUCAAUGCCUUCUCCCCGGACGAUAAUCUAGCCCGGGACACUGAAUACCAUCGACAAGUAUGGAUCGCUGGUGCAUGUGCUCCAUCUGGAACUGAUGGCGCUGAUGCGGAACUGAUGCUGCUCCACCGACCAAGGAACAAGUUGGACUCAUCAUUCGAGAGCUGCCGAAUACUGUACCCGGCAUUGACGGAAUCACGGCUAAGAUUGUUAGACAGCGAGAGUAUGCUGAGAUGCACCUUAUUUACGGAGAAGCUGGCCAAAGUUCCCGAGCUGCUGCCACCCUCUACAGGGAAAGGUUUCCCGAUAGGAGACAUCCACACCAUGAAAUGUUUACCAGAGUGCAUAACUCCUACAUGA